GUAUUCUGACCCAAGUCAAAUACAUAGCAGUGUACUUCCUGUUCAUUUAGCUGCAAAAGUUUAACCAUGAACCUAUACAAUGUAAGUUCAAACGGUUCUUGCAAGGGUUGUUGUCUUUAUUAGCGGCUAAAGGUUCGUCAGUCGGAUUACAGAGUCGUUAUUCGAUAAACCGAACAAACCGAGGAAGUACAGUGACGGUCCGAGAAGAAUUUUUCCUGAGUUUAACUGAACCGAACAACGUUCAUGGAGCUGGUGAUCCGCCGCUACCGUCCAUCAGACAAGGACACGGUGCGGCACCUGUUCAGUAGCGGCAUCAGGGAGCACAUGGGCCCAUGUUUUCAGAAUGCCAUGACGAGCCCUCUACACCUCACUAUUACUCUGUCUCUGGGUUUGGUCGGCUACCUCCUGGACUCUUUGUUUACAGCCCUGUUGCUGCCAGCAGCCUGGGUCGGACUCAUCUACUGCUGCUCCUAUGACCUAUUCGCCAGGUAUGUCGCAGCGAAACUGAAGACAGACAUGCAGGACAUUGAUGGGACGUACAUGAGCAGACCGGAUGACUGCUUUUGGGUGGCAGAGGCUGAGGUCGACGGGGCAACGCAGGUCAUCGGCACGGUGGCUGUGUUGUGUACAGAAAGUGGGAAUGAGAGGCAUGGGGAAAUGUUCAGAAUGAGCAUCUCGCCAAAGUCCAGGCGGAUGGGACUGGGCUGCAGGUUGACUCAGACUGUGAUUGAUUUCUGUAAGGAGCGAGGCUUCUCUAAGUUGGUGCUAGAGACCACCUCCACCCAGAUGGCUGCUGUGAAUCUGUACAAAAAACUGGGGUUCAAACUUGUCUUCACACACAAAGACGCAUACUCUCCCUCCUGGGUGCUUGCAUUGGUCCAAGUCACCAUUUUAAAAAUGGAAAAACUUUUAUGAAGCUGAAACACUUUUAAAAAAAGUAAUGAAAGGCUUUAAGAUGUGAAGGUGUGAGGAUAUAAAAUGACAAUAUUUAUGUUGUAUCAGAGUAAAUCAUUUUUGUUUAAUGGUGGGUUUUGGUUAAAUUAUGCUAUUUCAGUCUGAUUAUGAUGCAUUAACCUUCAUUACGUUUGGUUGUCUCUAAAGUAGAACGACUAAAAAUUGUUCUAAUUUCUUGUUUACACUUGUUAAAUGUUUAAUGCAUGAAAACUUAUCAGUUUACUUCACUCCACCUAUUGAAUAUUAUUGACUGUGUUAUUGAUUUGACCUAUUUCCACUAACUGUUUUUAUAACAAUUUUGUUCUCCUGAAAAAUGUCUUCACUCAAUAUAAAAUAAAGAUUAUUCUUUCUGAUA
Messenger RNA from Poeciliopsis prolifica (blackstripe livebearer), 1309 nucleotides. RefSeq names its product N-acetyltransferase 8-like 2 (gene nat8l2). NCBI's taxonomy places the organism in Eukaryota, Metazoa, Chordata, Actinopteri, Cyprinodontiformes, Poeciliidae. The record is from RefSeq and is a predicted model, not a curated record. Gene Ontology annotation, molecular function: N-acetyltransferase activity. The coding region runs from base 244 to 915 and encodes 223 amino acids. The transcript is spliced from 2 exons.